Molecule: messenger RNA, 2240 nt
Organism: Lotus japonicus
Lineage: Eukaryota; Viridiplantae; Streptophyta; Magnoliopsida; Fabales; Fabaceae
Exons: 14
Coding region: 182-1741 (519 amino acids)
Biological process (GO): RNA processing
Molecular function (GO): nucleotidyltransferase activity; RNA binding
Source: RefSeq, a predicted model, not a curated record
AAGUAAAUCUGAAAAUGAAAGAAUCAUGAAUAUUAUUUUUGUCUUUAAUACCAAAAUUCCCAUGUCAAUGGAAUAAAGACCAAAUAUACCAAAAACGACGUUAUCCUUAAACCCCCCUAAAACCCUUAUCAACCACAACAACAUCAAAGGCUCCGAAAUUCAACAAACCUAAGCACUGCACAUGAUGGCUACUGCUACUACUCUCAAAUUCGUCUGCAAACCCAAUCUUCAUCUUCGCAUCGCUCCAUUCCAAUGUGUUCGCAAGGUUGUCCCAAGAUCUGUUCCCCCGGCUGAGGCAGAGGAAUGUAGCGGUGGUUCAAUUCGUGAACAAGAAAAUAAGAAGACCCCAGCUUGGAAGAAAUUGAAUUCUAAAGAGCUUGGACUUCGAAAUUCCAUGAUAGCACAUCCAACCAAAAGGGUUCUGAGCACUCUGAAGAAAAAGGGGUAUGAUGUAUAUCUUGUUGGAGGUUGUGUACGGGAUCUUAUACUAAAACAAACACCAAAAGACUUUGAUAUUUUAACUUCUGCGGAUCUUAAAGAGGUCAUGAGAUCAUUUUCAUGGUGUGAGAUAGUUGGUAAAAGGUUCCCAAUAUGUCAUGUCCAUAUGGAUGGCACUGUUGUUGAGGUUUCAAGUUUUAAUACUAAUAAAUUCAAGCCGCGUACACGCUUUGUGCAUGAUAUUGAGGCACCCAAUGGCUGUGACAAUGAGGAUUUUCUUCGCUGGAAGAAUUGUUUGAAUCGAGACUUCACAAUUAACGGGUUGAUGUUCGAUCCGUAUGCAAAAAUUGUUUAUGAUUACAUGGGAGGGAUGGAAGAUAUUGUAAAAGCUAAAGUGCGAACUGUGGUUCCUGCAGCUACUUCUUUUCAGGAGGAUUGUGCUCGCAUUCUACGCGCUAUUAGGAUUGCUGCUCGCUUAGGGUUUAGUAUUUCAAGGGAAACAGCUCACUCUGUAAAAAAUCUUUCAUAUUCAAUAUUAAGACUUGAUAAGGGUAGGUUAAUGAUGGAAAUGAAUUAUAUGCUAGCUUAUGGAUCUGCUGAAGCUUCUUUGAGACUAUUAUGGAGAUUUGGACUUCUAGAUAUACUUCUCCCCUUUCAGGCUGUUUAUUUUGUUCACCAUCGAUUUCGGAGGCGGGACAAAAGAACCAAUAUGCUUUUGUCUUUGUUCUCCAAUUUGGAUAAACUUUUGGCACCAAACCGACCAUGUCACAGCAGCUUAUGGGUUGGUAUCCUUGCAUUACACAAAACAUUGAGUGAUCAACCAAGGAAUCCCUUGGUUGUUGCUGCAUUUAGCCUUGCAGUUCAUAAUGGUGGAAAUUUGUUGGAAGCAGUAGACAUAUCUAGGAGGAUCAACCAACCUCAUGAUGACAGAUUUCCUGAAUUGUUAGAUCCUUCGGAUCUGGAAGCAGAGGCUUUGGCAGAUGAGAUUUUGGAUCUUGCAGAGUCUGUUAAAGAGUCACUGUUACAGAUGACAACUAGGCAUAUGGUAUCUCAAGCUAUGGCUGACUAUCCUCAAGCUCCUCAUUCAGAUAUGGUUUUCAUCCCUUUAGGAAUGUACCUAAAAACUGUCAGUAUUUUUGAUUGCCUGAGAGCAAGGGCUGGUAGGAAAUUUUUGUCAAAGCAAGAUAGGAAAACUGAUUACGAGUCCUUAGCACAUGGUGACCUGCAAGAAGUACGGCACAUGUUAGCAAUGGUUGUAUUUGAUACCAUAUAUCCACUGCACUUGGACCGAGAUCAGUCUUGAAAGAGCACUAAAUUUGCAGGAGACAAUUUUAAGGUUAUUAGAAAAUGAAAUUGUGAGAAAGUUGAUGCUGGUGUAGGCAUUCUAUCAGAGGGAAAUAGUUGGACGAAAAUUGGAAUAGAGAUGUGGUGAAGGUCUGAUUCCAGCAUUUGACAUUUCAGUGGUGCUUGCAGAUAUUUAACAACUGUUCUGAGCCAGUGAGAACUUUUUGGCUUACCCUGCUAUGCAAUAUUCCUAACUUAAAGGCCAAAUUAGCAAGCGAAUAAAAGAUGAAGAGCAUUUCUGAUCUGGAUGAAAAAAUUUCACACUUUUUGGUUCCAGUGUUUUUAUUUUGGUUAGAUUAAUUCUUUAAUCAAAUAUGGAACUUCCAUAUUGUUCUGCUUGUGUAAUGUAAAAGUUACACUGCUAAUCAAUGGUGUAUAUGACAAAUUUAGAUGACCAAGUCAUUAAAUGUUAAUGCUAGCAAAGACCAUUAAUACGAGAUCAAUUGCUUUUUGCUGUA